UCUCUGCAGUGCACUCAGCCGCUGUGCUCUCCUCUCGGCUGAGUGGAAACAUCAUGUGUGUGUGGGACGCCCAGAAGAACUGCUCUGUUUCUCCAAAACCAGAAUAGACAGUUGAGGACGGAGCGAGGAGGGAAGAGGACGCAGAAUGGACUUGACCAGAAACUUGGAAUAGAGGACGUAGAAAAGAGGAACCAAAAGACACCGAAAGUGGAGCAUUGUUGAGGACGGUUUUUAUCUAUUUGAUCCUACCACCUCAAACCUGGCUAUGCCAUGCUGGCCCAGAGGAACGGGCUCCCUCCAGGCUGUAAGCCUGUUCCUCUGAAGGAUCACCCAGACCUGCGGGAUGUGGACGUGAACGCUGAAGGAUGCUGCUCCCUCUCUCCUUCCCCAUCAUCCGGAGGGUGUCCCUGGGCUCGGUUGGCCGGGGUGGACGGCUGCCUGUCGGAGCCGUACUGCCUCUGGUUCCAGCUUUUGGCCAGAGCUUACUGGGGAGAGGUGGAAUUGGGGCUCACCAGUCCUAAUCGCAACGUGUCAUGGGCUCGGCUCAGAGAAGCCUCCAGGAAGAACUGUGUCCGAUCUCGGGCCAAGCAGAAGGAUGGGCGCGAUCAGAGCGAGGCGUCGGCUUUGGCUUCUCCCGGGCCCGAGGAGGAGCCUUUUUCCUGGCCGGGGCCCAAGACGCUUCACCUGCACCGAACCUCCCAGGGCUUCGGCUUCACACUGCGACACUUCAUCGUCUACCCGCCUGAGUCUGCUGUCCACAACUCUCUGAAGGAUGAAGAGAAUGGCAGCCGAGGGAGACAGCGGAACCGUCUGGAGCCAAUGGACACCAUUUUCGUCAAGCAAGUGAAGGAGGGAGGCCCCGCCCACGGAGCUGGACUCUGUACAGGGGACCGGAUAGUGAAGGUGAAUGGAGAGAGCAUCAUUGGGAAGACCUACUCGCAAGUCAUAGCCUUGAUCCAGAACAGCGAUGCCUCACUGGAACUCUGUGUGAUGCCAAAGGAUGAGGACAUUUUGCAGCUGUUUUCCAGGGAUAUCACUGCACUGGCGUAUUCCCAGGAUGCAUACCUCAAAGGAAAUGAUGCGUACAGCGGAAAUGCCCAGAACAUCCCGGAGCCCCCUCCCAUAUGCUACCCUCGGAUAGAAGUUAAGACUGCAGGCAUGGCUCAGACGUCAGAGCCAGCCAAAGUAACUGAGACCCCCCGAGGGCCGGCUCAGGGACCAGGAAGACGAGGGGGAGCCACGGAAAAGAGCUACCGGGUUGAAAUCCCUGUUCCACCAUCGCCUCCGCCCCAACAGACGUCAAAGUCUCAGACAGUGGUAUGUGUCUGUAAUGAGAAUGUGAGGACAGUGGCCAUGCUGCCUGAUCCAGUUGACAGGGGGUCCCGGGUGGCUCGGGCCGGACCCAGCCACAGGACAGAGGAAAACCGGUAUAGCCCUUCAGCAGAUUCUGGCUCAGCUAGACCGAGACCCCUUAUUCCCUCCGUACCUGGGGGUGCACAGUUGCAGUACCCCUUGUCUCGUUCCACAGAAAGCCCACUCUACCCCGCUUCAUCAAGACCUGACCCAAUCUAUCCUGACACAUUAGCUCCACCAGUACGGGCCACCACUGCCUCACCGGACACAUUCUCCACUGACAUCUCGCCCAGCGCCAACCACUACUCACCCUCUCCCACAGCCCCUUCCACCUCUCCACACCAGAACAUUGACUGGAAAAACUACACCACCUAUAAGGACUAUAUUGAUGCCAAGAGGCUGCACACAUACGGCUGCCGCACCAUCCAGGAACGCUUGGACAGCUUGCGUGCAGCUGCAAAUUCCAGUUCUGCCUACGCCCAGCAACGUACACCACCUCCUCCAAGCGCUAGUCAAAGAGGGGCACUGGGCUCCCAGGUCAGAAGAAGAAGCACCUCCAAUGACCGUGGUGUGGAUAAAGGUAGCCAGGGUACUGUGGUGACUCCUUUACGUAGCGUCUCACAAGAGAGGCUUGGAAGUGGAGCAGAGAGGACAGCGCCGAUCAGGAAUUGGCCUCGGAGUGUUUCAGAGGAUGCUCUGCCUUUCUCCACCCCCACUGGAGUCCCCAAACCUCGGGCGCGGUCUUGUGACUACCUGGGGCAGCAACCUGCAGAGCCAGGUGGGUUGGCUGUCUUUGGAGAUAGAGUGGCGUUGGAGGACAGGCUGCUGCUGUGUCGGGGAGAGGAAGCCAGAGCGAGCAGGCAGGGGACAGGCCUGAGAGCGCUACCUCAUCUGAACAGGAGUCUCACUGGACAGGAAGAUGAAGGACGAGGAGGUGGAUUAUCUAAUUCGCCUUUAGCUGCUCCUGUGUUUACUAAAGGUACGACAGAUUCUGUACUAACCCCAAGGGCAGACAGUGUCAUAUUGAGACCAUCACGUUUGCCUGUCAAAAACUCCAUCUCAGAACCUUCACCUGCCUUAUCCUCCACUAAAACCACAGACCCUCUUAAAGACCAAAGAGCUAACAUCGUGGGCAACCACCUGGGCUACUCCUCGCCUCUGCACCUGCAGCUCAGGGGCAGGGCAGAUAGUCUGAAAAUGGAGAGCAGGUCAGAGGCUGGGUUGGCAGUCAGGUCCUCCUCCUGCUCUGGUUCCUCCUCCAGACUGCCCCUGCAGAAACAACUACAAAGUGUGGUCACUGCCUCUUCCUCUGGUUCCUCCACCACCAAUGGAGCUGUCACCCAAAAGCCAAAAGUCAGAGAAAUCUCCAGCACCCUUGUACGGACUAAUGGCGGGCUUGCAGAGAGCGUGGAAGGACCAGAUGCAACAGUCGUUGUCCUAAGAAGGGACAAAAACUCUGCACCUCCCCACAUCCGCCCUCCAUCCUAUGUACUAGCUGUUAAUGACAACCAGGGAGGAGUGACUCACAAGUCACCAACAUUAGUGAAGGCAGGCUCUGCAGAUGGAGCUAUGUGCUGGACAUCUAAUGACAGCUUUAGGGAGAUGCAUCUAAGAAGGCUCGGAGACACACGACACAAGUCUGGCUCCAACAAUUUGGACGACUCCCUGGAUUCAAUCCCCUUCAUAGAUGAACCAUCUAGUCCCAGUACUGAUCAGGACAGCACACACAUUCCUGCCUCAGCUGUUAUAUCUACAACGCCCAUCAUCACCACCAUCCCACCCAGCCCCACCUCUCCGUCCCCUCUCAUUCGACGCCAGUUGUCACAUGACCAAGAUUCUCUCCGUCUCACAAUUAUUGAGUCAGAUUCUGGUUCUAAAACAGAGCGGUCCAAGUCAUAUGAUGAAGGCCUGGAUAACUACCGGGAAGAAAGCAGAGGGAGGUCCUUAAUACCUGGUCUGAAAAGUCUGCGGAAGGGGGUGGACAGAUCAUCAGAUGAUUCAGGGUCCAGGAGGGAUUCUACAUCCGACGUCUUCUGCGACGCCACCAAGGAGGGUUUGCUGCAUUUCAAGCAGCUCAGCACAGACAAGGGCAAGCGUGUCGGAGGAGGUAUGCGACCGUGGAAACAGAUGUACGCCGUGUUGAGAGGCCACUACCUCUGCCUAUAUAAAGACAAAAAGGAGGGACAGGCUCAUGCCAACUGCCAAGCAGUGGACGAGCCCCUGCCUAUCAGCAUCAAGGCCUGUCUGAUUGACAUCUCAUACAGCGACACAAAGCGUAAAAACGUGCUGCGGCUGACCACGUCGGACUGCGAGUACCUGUUCCAGGCUGAGGACCGCGAGGACAUGCUGGCCUGGAUCAGAGUCAUACAGGAGAGCAGCAACCUGGAUGAGGAGAACGCGGCCUUCACGAGCCAUGACCUCAUCAGCAGGAAGAUCAAGGAGUACAACACCUUGAUGAGUCCGACAGGCAGCAAGACGGAGCCAUCACCCAAACCUUCACGCCAGUCACUGAGCAUCAGACAGACGCUGCUGGGAGGUAAAGGAGAGACCAAAGCAACAAGUCCACUCACACCCAAACCUGAGCAGGAGAAGAAGAACAUGCACAAAGAUGACACCAGCCCUCCCAAGGAUAAAGGGACAUGGAGGAAAGGCAUCCCGGGGCUGAUGAGGAAACCUUUCGAGAAGAAGCCGUCUCCUGGAGUCACGUUUGGAGUGAGGCUGGACGACUGUCCUCCUGCACAGACCAACAAGUUUGUGCCUCUGAUCGUGGAGGUGUGCUGUAAGCUGGUGGAGGAGAGGGGGUUGGAGUACACAGGCAUCUACAGAGUCCCAGGAAACAACGCAGCCAUCUCCAACAUGCAGGAGGAGCUCAAUAACAAGGGCAUGAACGAUAUCGAUAUCCAGGACGAUAAAUGGAGGGACCUCAAUGUGAUCAGCAGUUUACUCAAGUCCUUCUUCCGAAAACUUCCAGAGCCAUUGUUCACCAAUGAAAAGUAUGCAGAUUUUAUAGACGCCAACAGAACAGAGGACCCAGUGGAGCGACUCAAAGUGCUCAAGAGGCUGCUUCAUGAGUUGCCAGAUCAUCAUUACGAGACCCUCAAGUUCCUCUCGGCUCAUCUCAAAACUGUGGCAGAAAACUCAGAGAAGAAUAAGAUGGAACCAAGGAACCUGGCCAUCGUGUUCGGUCCCACUCUGGUGCGCACCACAGAGGACAACAUGACCCACAUGGUGACACACAUGCCAGAUCAGUACAGGAUAGUGGAGGCCCUCAUUCAAAAUUACGACUGGUUUUUCACUGAAGAUGGAAACGAAGAUCCAGUGACUGUGUCCCACGAGGAGAGCGCGGUGGAGUCUCAACCCGUCCCCAACAUCGACCACCUGCUCACCAAUAUCGGCCGUACGGGCACAUCACAGGAUUCACCGACUAGUGACUCAGCUAAAUCAAAGGGUUCCUGGGGCUCAGGGAAGGACCAGUGCAGCCGAGAGCUCCUGGUCUCCUCCAUCUUUGCUGCAGCCAGUCGCAAAAGAAAGAAGUCAAAGGAGAAGCCGCAGCCUAGCAGCUCAGAUGACGAUCUGGAUGCUGUGUUCCCCAAGAAGGAAAUCCCCAGCCAGAAGCCGAACCACCACGGCCUCCAGACUGAGGUGCAGAGAGAGACUCGCCCCAGCCCCAAUGCAAAACCCAACGCAAAGCAACCAGCGCAAGCAGAGGAGAGGAAAGAGAACGGGAGGAAUGUGGAGCUCACACCUAAAGUCAAGAGAGAACAUAGAAACUCCUUAUUCCUGAAGGACAAGACUCCACCCAGACACCCCUCACCUGUCCCCUCCCCAUCCCCAAAUAUCCCUGGCUACCAAACUGCUCCUCAGGCGAAGUCCUCCCUGUCGGAUCCCCCGUCCCAGCUGGAUGAAAACACCUCAGACCUUGGGACCAUGAGCUCUGGAGCAUCUGUGUCCCGAUCAAGACCGAAGAAGUGGACCGGAGCAGCCCCUGAUCUUCCUGCAGGAGCAAUUGUCGGACUGGCAGCAGGUCCAGGGGCAUCUGCCGGUGCAGAAGUGAGCUCCAUCACCUCUGACUACUCCACCACUUCUUCCAUCACCUUCUUGACCGGAGCGGAGUCCAGCGCACUCAGUCCGGAGCUGCAGGGUGGGGAGGAGGCAGAUGACGAACGCAGCGAGCUCAUUAGUGAGGGACGACCCAUGGAGACGGACAGUGAGAGCGACUUCCCUGUUUUUGCCCCGGGCGGUGGCAGCAGCCAGUCUACACCCUGCCCAGAGCAGAGUCUGGAAAAGGCUGAACAAAGAGGAGGUGGAGGAGCUGAGGGGAGCACCACACCAAAAAUGGAAGCGCGGCGGCUUUUUCCGACACACAGGAUGAUUGAGUGUGACACCCUCUCCAGAAGGUGGUCCCUCAGACAGAAAACAGACAGUGAGUCAUCAGUGGAGGGUGUUGCCGGCAGUGGGGAGCGUGGAGAAGGGAGAGCGGAGUCCUCAACGCGUCUCUCUCGAGUGCUGGAAGUGAUGAAGAAAGGGCGGUCCACGAGCAGCCUCAGCUCAUCCUCACGCAGCGAGUCGGAGCGUCCUGAACCAGCCUGGCACCUUAAGAUCACAGAGCGGCUCAAAUUCAGGUUACGCACAUCUGCCGACGACAUGUUCACCCAAAAGAACCGAGGUUCAGACGCUCGUGGGAAGAAGAAGAACAUCCGCCGAAGGCACACCAUGGGCGGACAGAGAGACUUCGCAGAGCUGGCGGUCAUCAACGACUGGAGGGAGCAGGGCGGGGUGGACCAGGCGGCUGAACUGUCAGCUCUGGACCGCCUCAAGCCCAGGUGUUCCUCUCAGGACUUCUCCAUCCGGGACUGGAUCGCUAGAGAGCGGAGCAGGGGCUCCGAUUCAAGCGUUGAGGUCGCACCCAAAGCAGUUCCCGAGGACGAUCGUCCAGAAGCCCAGGACGCAGCUCCGACAUCUGCAUCACCGGCCGUGCAGCCGCUAGCGGGGGAGCACGUUAAUGGUAGCGGGCUGCAGGGCAAAAACAAAUCCAGCCUCGGGGCGGACGCUCACCCACACAAACUGUCUGGGGCGCAAGUCGUCCGCUCACGGUUCUACCAGUAUCUGUGACGACGGCAAGAGCGGGCUUGUCUGGUGUGUUUGUGAGGAAUAAAAAAAAACUGAAUGAAUGCGUAAAUGUACGAAUGUGGGUAUUUUAGCUAAGGUUACUGCACAAUAUUUUUUCUACAAAGUAUACUUUAUGUAUCUACUGUACAUACUGUGUAUAGGCUUAUGUGAUUGUUACUGGAAUAAUGCUGAAGAGAUGUUUAUGUGUGUAAUUCCACUGACUUGUUGGCCAUACUGGAACAGACACAGACAAAACUUGGACUUCCUCCUGCAACAUCGAACCCUGCAAACGCAAGAAUGUGACUUUGCUGUCGAUAGGUUGUGUCAGUGGGACAGGAAACAGACUCUGGAAUGUUUUACAGCACUAAUGAAAAGUAACAGGGUCAACGUGACUGUUACUGAAUGCAGGAGGAGGAUUUAUUUUAAGGAAUCAUGGAUCAGUUCUUCCUAUUAUAAGCGGUAUGAAGAAUGUAUUACUCUCUCUGGACUAACACUAGUUGCUUGUGACAAUAUUGUCAAUUCAAAACAAUAUGUAUGUUUUUAUUUUGCCUGUACUUGAAGUAUGUGGAUGUAACUGAGGGCUGCUUUCUGAGCUGCGUGCUGUGGGAAGUUUCUUUUUUCACAGCACAAGUCACAACAGCCAGAUAUUAGCUUGAUGGACUGGAAGAUUAUUAUAGUUUUAUCAAAUAAAGACUGAAAAAAAAACAGUAAUAAAAUGCUGAUACUAUAGUAUGUAAUGCUUGGUACAGUAGUUUAUUUCCAAACUUUGUCCAGUUAUAGUCCAAAAAAAGUAUGUUUUUACACAUUGUUUUUAUCUCGAAAAGAAAAAGUGCCUCUUUUUUUUCCUUUUUUUAAAAACUGUUUUUACCGACAGUUGACAAAACAUUUUUAGGAGAAAAGAAUCUCACAGGCAUUCCAGAGAUGUUUUUUGUUGUUGUGGGGUCUUUUCCUGUUUUUAGUUCAAACUCACGUCAACAUCAGAGCAUUCAAAUGUAUGUUAGUGUCUGUGUUACAUUUAUAGGUUGACUUCAUUUUUUUCCCUCCUCUGUAUUUUUCGAGUACAUGGGCGCUUAAACCCUGGGAGAAGAAAAAAACAACAGUUAUAACUGCAUGAGACAAUGUUUUCUGAACAGUGAACAUCUCACCUGUGUACAAAUAAACAUGGGUGCAAUGCCCUCCCUCAACAAACACUGGAAAUAAAUAAUCUUUAUUAGA
This is a messenger RNA of Epinephelus lanceolatus (giant grouper), 7677 nucleotides long. The record is from RefSeq and is a predicted model, not a curated record. Lineage: Eukaryota; Metazoa; Chordata; Actinopteri; Perciformes; Serranidae.